Molecule: messenger RNA, 1136 nt
Organism: Ornithodoros turicata
Lineage: Eukaryota; Metazoa; Arthropoda; Arachnida; Ixodida; Argasidae
Exons: 10
Coding region: 63-782 (239 amino acids)
Cellular component (GO): nucleus
Source: RefSeq, a predicted model, not a curated record
GCCGCCCAAACAGACUUCAGGGGACAGCACCAGUCACAGCACGUGUCUUCCAUAGCGGCAAGAUGGCGGAGCUCUCGGCCACGGAAAUGAGAAGAGUUAUAGCGGGGAUUCUUGAAGGAGCCGACCUGACCACGCUAUCAUCAAAGAAGAUACGCAAGUAUUUGGAAGAGAAGUACAACACUGACUUUACCGAUAGGAAAAAGGAAAUCGACAAUGUUGUCAUGGAGUUGGUCACCGCACAACAGGAGAAGGAAGCCAGCAAUGGAAAGAGUUAUGACUCCGAGGCCAAUUCUUCAGACAGCGAGACUGUUACUGCCCCCAAACGAGCCAAAGUGUCCGAACAUUCUGUGCCCAAGCAAGAGAGCAUCAAGAAGAAGGAGAAGCAGGAUGACAGCGACGAAGAGGACGACGAGGAGCUGGCUAGGAAGCUGCACGACGAAGAGAUCCGCAGCCGUAGCCGAGCAGUCAAGAAGCCGUCGAAGAAGGGCACAAAGAAGGAACCCAAGCCAGCAAAGACCACGGGUGCCAAGAGAGAGUCCAGUUACUCCCGGAAGUGCGCCCUGUCCGCGGAACUGUCUGUCGUCGUCGGAGCCGAACAGAUGGCAAGGCAUGAUGUCGUAAAGAAGAUGUGGGAAAUAUUUCGCGAGAGAAAUCUCGUGGAUCCUUCAAAUAAGCAGUUUGCAUUUUGUGACGAGCAGCUUCACAAAGUGUUUGGUCAGAAACGUGUCCGCAUGUUCGGGAUGAUGAAGUACCUGAAGAACCACAUCAAGGACAUCAAGUGAAGUUGUGGUGAUUUGUUUCGAAGAGAGAGCAGUGUGUCUCAAGAAGAAGCACAAACUUUUGCUGUGUCUCUCCUCUUCCCCCUCCUCCUCCUAGAGGCCUGCUUGACACGGAAUUCCCCCCGUCUCUUGUGCCGUGCGACAGCCACCUGACGGGCGGUCGGAGUUACUUGUCGGACCAGACUGGAAAUCUCUGCUGUCCCUCCCCCCAAAACGCCUCCCCCUUGAACCACGAGUGUGAGCUCUGGCUUCAGUGUUUCAAUAAAUCUUUUCCAGGUUUUAAGGGAUGCCUGGCACCGGAGUGCCAAAUAGUGAAAUAAAAUUUGCGUAUGCUGGUGACACGCAAGUGCUAAGCAA